Periophthalmus magnuspinnatus is the source of this 3004-nucleotide messenger RNA. It is a transcript of the gene edn3b, whose product is annotated as endothelin 3b. The transcript is spliced from 4 exons. The record is from RefSeq and is a predicted model, not a curated record. Gene Ontology annotation, cellular component: extracellular region. Lineage: Eukaryota; Metazoa; Chordata; Actinopteri; Gobiiformes; Gobiidae. Gene Ontology annotation, biological process: intracellular calcium ion homeostasis; regulation of systemic arterial blood pressure by endothelin; vein smooth muscle contraction. Bases 241 to 714 code for a protein of 157 amino acids. Gene Ontology annotation, molecular function: endothelin B receptor binding; hormone activity.
UGAAGAAGCAUCCCUUCACACCUCCUUCUGAGAGACUAUUUUAUCUAACAUUUUCUUUUUUUUAAGAGCUCAAAAAGCCUCUGGUAUUUAACAUUUACGACACAAUCCCAUUUGAACCGGAUUCCGUGACCACGAUUACAAUUUUUGCCUGAGGAAUAAUACCGGGAGAUGAGUUACAGGCGGACAGCCAAGUCAAUGGAGUCUUGCACGUUACUCGUAGGUGACUAAUUCAGGAAAACCAUGGGAUUAUUAUUGUUCAAGAUCACGAGGACUCCUUCAAAGAUGCUACUCAAGAUACUGCUCUUUCUAAUUUUGCAAGGUGCCUGGGUGUCCCAUAGUGAGAUCAUCCCUGAGGUCAAAGCAGGGGCGAUCCCAAAUGAUAGGCCUACGGGAUUUGGGGGAUCUGAAGACUUGGGGAUGUCCCGGAUAAAGGACGCAAAGCCAAGACUCAAGCGCUGCACCUGCUAUUCUUAUAUGGACCGUGAAUGUGUUUACUACUGCCAUCUUGAUAUCAUCUGGGUCAACACUCCAGAACGCACAGUUCCAUAUGGGAUGUCCAGUUACCAAGCCCCACAGCGGAUGCGAAGGGAAACUGUGGAGUCUCCCCGCUGCCUCUGUGCUGUGGCUGAUGCAGACCAGCAGUGCAGAGACUUCUGUCAGUCAAGAGCUGCAGUGCCAUCCCGGUGUGUACACAGGGGAGCGGGGGGAGGGUGACAGCUUGAAGCCCACCCAGAGUCUCUUGGUCAUGGGUCGCUGCAGCCCACACCCACACGGUCCCUUUUGGCUUCACCCCUUCUGCAUUUGGCACCCUCGCUCCAGGUACUCGCGCUAAAGGGAGGAACAUCUGGAGUUGGACUUUGCCGGCAUUCCUCACUAUCAUAAUUUCUGGAGCAAGUUCCAUCAGGCCGACCGGUUUCAAUAGAUCCUCUCCUUGCCUCCGCUCCUCAGUAAAUUAAAUGCAGAUCUCUGGAGGCCAUUUUUUUUUUCUAUUCUAUCUUAAAAGGCUUGUGCGGAUUACUUUCAUAGACUUAAAGAAAUUGAAUGCGCUAAUGUCGAUCUGAAGACUUGCGAAGAGCGUCCCUGAUGAUUCAGCUGGUCAAUUUUGUUCGUAAUGGACCACACACGCAGACGUUUGUCUCUGAGACGCUAAGGACGAGGGCGUUUCAUUUUCAACCUCAAAAGCAGUGGACCACAGGGUUGCAAUGUUGACCAUAAGUCUAACGGCCAAACGACUGCAUGUGGAUGUUAGACUGGAGUUUUUCCUAUAAAAGUAACAAAUAUAUUCAAAAUACUUUAAGAUUAUAACAAGCACCAUUUCAAAUCUGUAGCGCAGGGCUGUCAAACACAUUUUCACCGAGGGCCACAUCAGCAAAAUGGCUGCUCUGAUGUAAAAUAAAUCUAACUACUUUUUAACUUGUUAAUUCGCUGUUCUGUAGCUAAGAGGCGAAGUUAAAAUCUGUCAACUGGACAAAUCGUUGUAAAAGUGAAGACAUUUCGCCGCUCAUCCAAGCCGCUUCUUCAGUUCUGGUCAGAUUGCUGGAGAUUUUAACUUCGCCUUUUAGCUAUUGAUCAGACCUAGACGACUGAGGGUUUACACAGAUAUCUUCACUGUUCUGUAUUUAUUACUCAUUCAAGUUACAAAUAUUGCAUAUGAACUUGCCUAGAUGUAAAAAUGUGGCUGUGUAACUGCGUAUCUCCUGAUAAAACGACAUUUUAAGACCAUCAUACCUUUUAAUUUACCCUGUCACAUAAAAUGAUGUGGAGGGCCACAUUUGGCUCACGGGCCUUGAGUUUGACACAUGUGCUCUAGCGUUUUAUCAUUGGGAAGCAAACACAUCAAAUUAAAAACAGAUUAAAAUGAUUCGAUUAGAACGUGAAGCCUUCAGUUUGGUUUACUUUUUAAAUUUACGUGGCAUUUAUCUUGUAAAACGGCGUCUUAUGUUCCUCUGGCACAUAUUAAAUGCUUUCUCACCAGUUAAUCUCUCUAUAUUGUCAAUAAACUGAAUUUAUUGCAAAAAAACGGUCUGGUCAGAUUUCUGGUGGACACUGCUUUAUAUCUGGCUAGAACUGAAGAAGCGUCUUGGAUGAGCAGCGAAAUGUCUAACGAUUUGUCCAGUUGACAGAUUUAAACUUCGUCUCUUGCUAUGGCUCAGACUUGGACGACUGAGGGAUUACACAGACAUAAAAUGAACUCGUUUAACUGAAACUUUGGUUUAACUCAGCAGUGCUAAGCUCACAAAACACUGCAGUCGUGAUGAUGCUGAUUCUCUGAGUUGUAUUUGGCUGGUUUCUCCUUAAUAAACGUCUAUUGUUUCUUCUACUGUACUGUAAGACUUUCUCCAUUGGCCUCGGGUUUAAGCGCUCAGCAUAACCGCACACAGGUCUGCUGCUAACGGCGUUACAAAUAAUCAAAUAAAAAAUAGGAUUUGCCUCAGCUCAGGGCAAGCUUUCUACUCCUGACCCCACGUACCCUCUCGCUGACCAAGAAUGCCCGACGGACUGACGUGUUUUCAUUUUCUGACAAAUACAAUGCUGUAUGUAAAAGCUGUGUGUUUAUUUGCGGUUUGGCUGCACUGGCUAAACUGGCAGAUUUACAAUACUUUAAAAAAUGCUGUGUUAUUUUCUCAUAACCUGUUUCAUUCAGUACCAUUAUGUCCAAUAGUAAGUCCUAAACGUUUAUCAGAUUAUAGCCACUGCGCCACAACAGGGCCUUAAGUGGAUAAGUGCUUGUUAGUGGCGGUCCGUUUGCAAAAUGUGGUCACUAAACACUGAGGAUAUUUCCAUGAAAAGAUAUCUGAAAAUCAUCCCAGUCUUCCCACAGGCUCACUCACACGGCGUUUACUUGUAAUAACCUGACAAUUAUAGUGGCCAAGAAUGCAUCAGGGCUCAUGAUUUCUCAACUAUAAAAAAAAUAUCCACACAUUUGUCACAAAAACAUGUUUUUAAAUAUGUCAUGAAAAACACUGGUGUUUUUGUGGUUUGAAUCGAUCCAAUUAAAAUCAAC